This is a messenger RNA of Bradysia coprophila, 1029 nucleotides long. RefSeq lists its product as uncharacterized. The record is from RefSeq and is a predicted model, not a curated record. Lineage: Eukaryota; Metazoa; Arthropoda; Insecta; Diptera; Sciaridae.
CAAACUAAGGUGCUAUAUAGACGUUAUCAGUUCCAUUCGAUCUCGAUCGGUAAUAGUGACAACUCCACUUUCCAAAAAAAGGAAAAUGAAAAUAUUCGCGAUUAUACUCAUAUUCAUCACGUCCUCCGUCAUUGGUGUCCGAAGAAUCCCAGUUCGUCUAAGGUUUGGUAACAUAGUUGCAUCCUCAGCCCUAAGUUACAAUGGUUUAAAAGUUACAGCUGAUAUUGAAGGCUUUGCCACUGGUCAGGUCAAUGUUAACAACGAUGGUCUCGCUGGUGCUCUAUCUCUUGGUGAUAUAGCAAAAAUUAACGGUGCUGUUAACGAAAAUGGUUUCAAUGCAAAUGCUGCUGUUGAUGGCACAGACACUAUAGUUCGUAUUGACAAAGAUGGUGUCAAUGCUGUAGCUGUUGUUGGUGAUAUAGCAAAAAUUACCGGUGAUGUUAACGAAAAUGGUUUAAAUGCAAAUGCUGCUGUUGAUGGCACAGACACUAUAGUUCGUAUUGACAAAGAUGGUUUCAAUGCUGAAGCUGUUGUUGGUGAUAUAGCAAAAGUUACCGGUGAUGUUAACGAAAAUGGUUUCAAUGCAAAUGCUGCUGUUGAUGGCACAGACGCUAUAGUUCGUAUUGACAAAGAUGGUGUUGAUAUUGCUGCUACUCUUCUAGGGACAACAGUUUUAUAAUAUGCUUUUGUACGCAGACGACGAGACUUUUUAAUAUGUCUUAUCCCUUAGGAUAAGGGCCUUAUCCCUUAGCCGAGCACUGCCUAUUUACUUUUGGUUAAGUGCUCAGUUACCCAGUAGACUUGAUUUUUUAAAUAAAUUUUAGAAUGUGUAAAGCUGCAAUCAUCAAAAAAUCGCGCUUUUUGCUCUGAAUAAUAGUGACUGAAUGAUUUUCUCAAUAGAUUUUUGUAGUUGUAACAAAAAUAUUAUAAAAUGGUCUUGCUCAAAGAAGCUCUUUGUCUCGUUUUGUCAUAGAUUUGUUCACUCCACAUUCAAAAACAUUUCAGAAUAAAGUGAACUUUUCAAACAAA